AUGCCCGAGAACAGCGCCCAGAUGCGGGCCCUCGCGAUCCCAGAGAUCGUAACCUCAAUCCUGCACCAAAUGGACAUGCGAACGCUGAUCGCCGCCCAGAGAAUCAGUCGCACAUGGAAAGACUUGAUCUGCACCACGCAGUCCCUGCAGGAAACUCUAUUUCUCCGACCAAUCAGCCAUGAUCUCAACCUCGGCACUCGAAUCGAGAACCCGCUACUGGCAAAAGCAUUCCCAUCGAUUUUCAAUCCCGAAGAAAGUAGUAUUUGCCUGACCGAUCUUAUCUGGGAGAGAUCCCCAGCUAUUCGAGAGAUGUUCAUCCGACCCGAAGCCAGCUGGCGCCGCAUGCUCACGCACCAACCGCCUCUCUAUCAAGUCGGCACAUUUAAAUACAGCUGUACACCUUUUGGCUGGCAUUGGAGCAAGGAAAAGGCGGGUAUUCCGGAGGACGGACUCCGAAUGGCACCGCUGUUUGAAUUCCUGAUUGAUCGAGACUGGAAAGACUGGGCAUACGCGAAGUCGAUCGAAAUGUAUUUCCCGGCUUCUGUGCCCGCUGGGGGUUUUCAGCCGAGUAGAUCUAGUUAUUUGGAUGAACCUGAUCGGGGGAAAAUGAACGGGCAGUUUGAUCUUGUGCUGGAUAUUAACUCGCAGACGACCUGUACGAGCGAGGAGGAUUACGAGGAUUGGAUGGAGACAAGGGAGCAGAAGGCCCGGGAGAAGGAUGAGGUGCUUCCAGAUACUGAUUUAACUGUUUGGAAAAGAAUUUGUGCAUGUUAUCGAGAGUUGGGAUUGAAGAUGGAAGGGUUCAAGAUGGAGAUGUUUGAGGAAGACGGUGGGAUGUGGGACUAG
Messenger RNA from Penicillium coprophilum, 846 nucleotides. RefSeq lists its product as uncharacterized. The record is from RefSeq and is a predicted model, not a curated record. The coding region runs from base 1 to 846 and encodes 281 amino acids. Gene Ontology annotation, molecular function: protein binding. The transcript has a single exon. Lineage: Eukaryota; Fungi; Ascomycota; Eurotiomycetes; Eurotiales; Aspergillaceae.